AUGCCAAAGAUGACGAGCAGGCUCUCCUUCAGCGCACGCAUCAAACGAUCCUGCAGCACCAGCUUGGCCAGACGUGCACCAGUCCUCCGCCGACGAUCAAAGGCUACAACUGCCGGCACUGCUGCCCGGACCAGUGCGACCAGGUGGGCCACCCCGAGUGCUACGUGGGCGGAGGCGGCGGCGGCACCACGAGUCCCGCCACUCCGAGUACCCCUGGAGACCAAGAGUGCACUAGCCCUCCGCCGACGAUCAAUGCAGCCCUCCGCCGACGAUCAACGGCUACAACUGCCGGCACUGCUGCCCGGACCAGUGCGACCAGGUGGGACACCCCGAGUGCUACGUGGGCGGAGGCGGCGGCCGACCACGAGUCCCGCCACCCCGAGUACCCCUGGAGACCAAGAGUGCACCAGCCCUCCGCCGACGAUCAACGGCUACAACUGCCGGCACUGCUGCCCGGACCAGUGCGACCAGGUGGGCCACCCCGAGUGCUACGUGGGCGGAGGCGGCGGCGGCACCACGAGUCCCGCCACCCCGAGUACCCCUGGAGACCAAGAGUGCACCAGCCCUCCGCCGACGAUCAACGGCUACAACUGCCGGCACUGCUGCCCGGACCAGUGCGACCAGGUGGGCCACCCCGAGUGCUACGUGGGCGGAGGCGGCGGCGACACCGCCCCUGGCGUUCCCGGGGUGCCCGAAGGGUUUCCCGGCGGCUUUCCCGGUGGCUUCCCUGGCAGCUUUCCUGACGCGCUGCCGUGA
Messenger RNA from Prorocentrum cordatum, 756 nucleotides. The record is from the annotation of a GenBank genome assembly. Lineage: Eukaryota; Dinophyceae; Prorocentrales; Prorocentraceae.